AGCGAUACAAGGACAUUCUAUUUUUGUUUGUUAACAAUAUUGUCAGUAAACGUGUGCCUUUUCACAAUGAUCAUACUGUACCAAAGAUAUAAGAUAAUAUACCGUACAAAUUACCGGUAGACUUCAAGUGGGUAGAAUUCCUUGAAAUCUAUAAAAAAAAAAAGUCAAGCAGGAAGUCAUAAAAUAAACACAUAUUUUGAAAUGUGAUUUAGUGGAGUGACGGAAUAAAUACUAUAGUGUUAUGGCAACCUCAGCUCUGCAGUUGACGGAAGAUGACACAAGAAGAUGCAGACUUUAUCAUCUUAUUGUUCAAGGUGGUGGACUAGUUUUGAGAGAUAAUCUCCAGAAGAAACAUCCUAAUCUUACGAAAGAUUCAAGUGUAAAGUUAGAAAUAGAAAAGCUAAGGAAAAGGCAUAUUAUAUCUGACUCUCAAUAUGAGAAACUUUAUCCAACAUCAGGUAUCUCAUCAUCCGAAAAUUACGACAUCACACUACUAGUCCUUUUGCAUAGGACUUUUCUUUGUGUGAAACCAAGUAAUGAUCCUGUAUGGAAGGCAACCAAUACUCCUGCUACUGCCGACAUUUCAGACGAAGCUGAAAUUGUGCGUCUCAGGAACUUCAGAAAUGAGAUACAUCAUACGGCACAUGAUGGUGGUUUUACUAAGAACAAAUUCGAUGUCCUUUGGGAAGAGAUAUCUAAGGUAUUGUUGCGUUUUGGAGCAGGUAUCCCAAACCUCAAAGCUGAGCUUGAAAACCUGAAAACAGAAAACUUUGACAAAGAAUUUGAAAAAGUGCUGUUGGCGAAACUUCAGAAAUGGGAUGUCCAAGACAAAGCAAUGGAGGAAGUAGUAGUCAAGACUAUAUUACGACACAGCCCAAGCGAGAUGGCUCUAGGUAAGUUUAUUCUUAACUAACAUAUACCAUUAUUUUAAUAUAUUUUAAGCUGGCAAUAUACAGGUGUGUUUCCAAAAAUGUGUACAUAUGUUAAUACUGCAAAUGUACGUUCCAUUGUUCAGACUGUCUUUAAUUUAAUUUCGAACAUAUGGAGUGAGACACAGGUGCUAGACACAUAAUCAAAUAUUUUACUUAAUAGGCCUAUAUAUGUAUAUAAAGAUAUAAGGUGUCCAACGGGACAAAAACAUCAUGCUAAACAAACAAGAACACUGCUGCAAGAAACGACCAGAUCACGGUUUUCUCUUUGUGGUCGCCACUUGAAAGCAUCAAUCCAAGCGUUAACACUUUUUAUUUCAUUAAAAUCCCUCAAAUAGCAAAAAAAUGAUGAAAAGUUUCACAAAAUACCACGAUUUUCAAUCCAUGUCGUUUUCGACGUUCAUUCUAUAUACUCAACAUCACUAAUCUCGCGUCAUCACUAAUUUCGCGGUAUUUGAGUUGCGCCACCUACGUGGUGUUUACCGGGAAGUUCGUGACCUAUUUUACUCAUGCUGGCGAAAAAUGUUCCUACCUGCAGUUACAUUGCUAAAU
Messenger RNA from Mercenaria mercenaria, 1481 nucleotides. RefSeq lists its product as uncharacterized. The transcript is spliced from 5 exons. NCBI's taxonomy places the organism in Eukaryota, Metazoa, Mollusca, Bivalvia, Venerida, Veneridae. Bases 242 to 913 code for a protein of 223 amino acids. The record is from RefSeq and is a predicted model, not a curated record.